Messenger RNA from Cavenderia fasciculata, 1710 nucleotides. RefSeq lists its product as uncharacterized. The transcript is spliced from 5 exons. The coding region runs from base 1 to 1710 and encodes 569 amino acids. Gene Ontology annotation, biological process: protein targeting to membrane; peptidyl-L-cysteine S-palmitoylation. NCBI's taxonomy places the organism in Eukaryota, Evosea, Eumycetozoa, Acytosteliales, Cavenderiaceae. Gene Ontology annotation, cellular component: endoplasmic reticulum; Golgi apparatus. Gene Ontology annotation, molecular function: protein-cysteine S-palmitoyltransferase activity. The record is from RefSeq and is a predicted model, not a curated record.
AUGAGAGGGUUUAUCACUACUUCUGCUACUGCUACUGCUACUAAUAAUGAAUCUAAUCGAACGUAUCUGUUAUGUUAUAAAGAGAGAGAGAGAAUAGACGAGAAGAUGAAAAGAUAUCUAUUCUUUGUAUCGCUUGCAUUGAUUAUUAUACCUUCAAUCAUCUUUGCAGUGUUUGUGUUACCAUCAAUAUUUAAAAGAUUAGGAUAUGGAAUUAUAAUAGCAUGGGCUAUUCUAUUGGUACUUAGUCUUAAAUCACUUAUUCAUGCUAGGAUAUUGGAUCCUGGCUAUCUACCCAAAGGAACAAAUGAAUCACUUAAGGAUGAAAUGAGACACAUGGCCAUCAAUAUGGGAGAUCCUACAUCUCCAUCUCCAUCUCCUUCUCCUCAUUCAAUUCAUCAUAAUAAUAGUAAUAAUGAACAAUCAACUUCAACAAAUGAAUCAUGUACCGAUGAAGAUGAAAGCGACCACUCUGGUAGAAAAUCAAGGAAUCAUUCACCAGGUUCUGGAAGUCGUCUAGUCAUGUCAAAUAAUCCUCAACAUCAAUAUCAUUAUAAUCAACAACAUCAUCAUAAUCAACAACAACAACAACAAGAGAAUUAUAAAAAAGUUAAAAAAACAUUCUAUGUAAAUAAUAAGGAAAUAAUCAUUCACAAGUGUAAAACAUGUAAAAUUUUUAGACCACCAAGAACAUCACAUUGUACAGAAUGUAAUAGAUGUGUAUUGGAAUUAGAUCACCAUUGUCCAUGGAUUGGCAAUUGUGUAGGAAAACGAAAUUAUAGAUAUUUUGUUUAUUUUGUUUGGUCGACAGUCGGCCUGGCAUUGACGACGAUGGGAUCAUCGCUAGUCAACACCAUUUUUUUAUCACAAGAGCUUGGAGGUUUUGGAAAAUCGAUUGCAGCAUCUCCAGUCUCUAUUCUUCUCGUAGGCUUUUCAUUUCUUUUGUUUUGGACUUUAAUAGGGUUGGGUGGUUUCCAUUUAUAUUUGGUUUCAAAAUAUUCAACCACUAGAGAAGAUAUUAAAGGAUUAAAGAAUCCAUAUGCAAAGGGUUUUUUUUAUAAUUGGAAACAAUUUUGUUGUUCAAGUCAAACACCAAGUUUCCCAGAUGAAUCUGAUGAUAAUAGAAAUCAUCAUCAUCAUAAUAUUAAUAAUCAUAAUAAUAAUAAUAAUAAUAAUUCAACUAUGGUGGCAAAAACAACAAAAGUUUAUCCACCAGCAACUUAUAAUGCAUUACCAACAUCUCCAUCACUAGGUAUAAAUGAUAGUAUAAAUAAUAAUAUUGGUGAUAAUAUUAUAGAUGUCGACGACGACGAUGACUAUGACGAUGAAUAUGACUAUGAUCAAGGUAUCGAUAGUGAUGAUGCCAAUCAUAGUACAGAAGCAGUCAACUAUGAUGAUGAUGAUGAUAUUCAAGAUAGAGAUAGUCUAACAGAUGAUGAUAGAAUCAUUCUCCAACAUAGUCCCUAUCAACAAAUUAAUUCACCAAAUCCACAACAUCGAAACAACUCUUCUGUUGUUGUUCCAUUACAACAACUAGCAUCCACAUCUCCAAAUUCAUCAUCUUUUACUACAACAACUGCCACCAACACUACAGCAAUGAUCCAACCAAUUGGAAUAUUUGAUGAUGAAGAUCCAAUUGAAUUUGAACAACAUUAUAAAGAUUCUCAAAAAAUGAGAUUAUUAUCAUCCUAUGACAAUGGUGGUAGGAGUUAG